This is a messenger RNA of Acaromyces ingoldii, 1571 nucleotides long. RefSeq names its product alpha/beta-hydrolase. Bases 225 to 1355 code for a protein of 376 amino acids. Gene Ontology annotation, molecular function: 1-alkyl-2-acetylglycerophosphocholine esterase activity. Lineage: Eukaryota; Fungi; Basidiomycota; Exobasidiomycetes; Exobasidiales; Cryptobasidiaceae. The record is from RefSeq and is a predicted model, not a curated record. The transcript has a single exon.
AACCCCUGCGCUGUCUCGAUAGCGAUGGGAGCUAAAACGUGGGAGCAAUUCGGAAGUUGUUGGCAGUAGCGCCGUCAUUGCAUGGCUGUGUUGGAAUCAUUCCUCCCAAAAGGUGGCUCCUUCGAACGUCUGGGUCAAGGUAUAUAACCCCCUCCUGCCGUUGUUCUCUUUCUGCCUGUGUUCGAAGCAUCGCAAUCUCCACGACGCUCGCACAUAGGCACUCCAUGCUUACGACUCUCCUCCUCUUGCUCGUCCACGCGGCGGCAGGGUACCUCGUCCCUACUCCACCUGGCAAGCACAAUGUCACACUCACGACUGGCCCCCUCGUCGACUACAGCCGCAAUGAUCCCUAUGCGGCCACAGUGACGCCUCGCGCACUGAUGCUCUCCGUCUUCCAGCCUGCAAAGUGCGCCUCCACGAUGCCAGCCCCAUAUAUGCCCAACAAAACGGCCGAGUACCAGGGGCCCUUUCUCCAGCAAAACUUCCAGAUAGCCGCCAACUUCACACCCCUCUUCCAGGAGGCACGCCUGCCCGUGUGCGCGCACCAUCACCGCAGCUGCUCACCGCUAGAAGAUGUUCCCAUCCUGCUCUUCUCGCCUGGCUACGGCAUCCCGCGGCUCUACUACAGCGUGCUUGCUUCCGCCAUUGCCAGCGAGGGCUUCACAGUCAUGACCAUCGACCACCCGGGCGACGCCAACAUCAUCACCUAUCCCAAUGGCCACGCAGUCUACGCCAACGACACGUCCUCCGUCAUAGAGAUCAUACAGCAGCACCUGCUCGUGCGCGCCGCCGACGUGACUUCUGUCAUCGACCAGCUGAGCAACGCGACCGCGAUGGCUGCGCUGCUCCCCCAGCGCGGAUACCGGCCGUUCCCGACGGACCGCAUCGCCAUGCUGGGACACUCGCUCGGUGGCGCCACAGCCGUCACCGCCGCGGGCAAGGACGACCGGCUGCGCGGCGCCAUCAACUGGGAUGGCACCCUGUAUGAGCCGCUGCCCGCGUCGGGGCUGUCGCAGCCCGUGCUGUUUAUCGCGCAUGGCACGGCCGACGACGACAGCUGGACGCAGGCGUGGCCGCUGCUCACGGGGCCCAAGCUGUGGCUCACCAUCAACGAGACGCAGCACCAGACGUUCUCGGACGUGCCCACGCUUUUGCAAGCGGCGGGCCAGAAUGCGACGGCGUACGCGGACCUGCUGGGCACGAUUGCGCCGGCCGAGAUGGUGCGCAUCCUCACGGCGUACACGACGGCGUGGAUGAAGGGGGCCUUUGCAGGCCACGAGGGAGGGCCGCUGCUUGAGGGGCAUCAGCCAGACAGAUUCCCAGAGGUCUCGACUGUGAUGAAGGCCAACUUCUGAGAGGGGCAACUUCUGAGAGGAGCAACCUCUGAGAGGAGCAACCUCUGAGAGGAGCAACCUCUGAGAACAGCAACCUCUGAGAACAGCAACCUCUGAGGCGUCUCACGAGCUAGUCAUGCUGUGACUUGACUUGCUCGCAGGCCUGGACAUGACAGCUGCAACAGCGAGUGUUCUACCGCACAGACUCAACAAGCGUUCUACCGCACAGACUCAAGC